Molecule: messenger RNA, 396 nt
Organism: Glarea lozoyensis ATCC 20868
Lineage: Eukaryota; Fungi; Ascomycota; Leotiomycetes; Helotiales; Helotiaceae
Exons: 1
Coding region: 1-396 (131 amino acids)
Source: RefSeq, a predicted model, not a curated record
AUGAUAGGACGGUAUUGGGUGCCGCUCCCAAAGAUUUGGCGUUCUUGGGAAAAAGAAAACAGAUCAACCCCUCAAAGGUAUCUAACAUUCCAGGACUGCAUCGCCAAAGGCCUUCAUAAUCUGAGAGAACUGAUUUUCGUGCUUCACGACUGGUCGAAUGGCGGAACUUUCGCCCCGUCAGAAAUCGAUCCAGGGCCCCUAGAACAGAGUCGACUCGAAGUUGUCAGUAUGUUCGAGGAAGCAAGGUUAGAGAACCCUAACAUCAAGAUUCCGGAGAUAAUCAUUAUUAGACACGACGACCCUCGAGCUCCGACGGAGUUCCACGUCACGCCAGAAGAGGCAGAUGACUGCAGAAAAAAGUGGGCUGGUAUCCAACCUUACUUAAUUCUUCAAUGA